This is a messenger RNA of Elephantulus edwardii (Cape elephant shrew), 1308 nucleotides long. RefSeq names its product microspherule protein 1 (gene MCRS1). The record is from RefSeq and is a predicted model, not a curated record. NCBI's taxonomy places the organism in Eukaryota, Metazoa, Chordata, Mammalia, Macroscelidea, Macroscelididae. Gene Ontology annotation, molecular function: G-quadruplex RNA binding; protein binding. Gene Ontology annotation, biological process: positive regulation of transcription by RNA polymerase II. The annotation marks the transcript as partial. Gene Ontology annotation, cellular component: NSL complex; Ino80 complex; MLL1 complex. The transcript has 13 exons.
CUGGCGGGGCAGAAGCGAGCCUCCUCCCAGGCCUUGGGCACCAUCCCUAAACGACGAAGCUCCUCCAGGUUCAUCAAGAGGAAGAAAUUUGAUGAUGAGCUUGUGGAGAGCAGCCUAGCCAAGUCCUCUACCCGAGCAAAGGGAGCCAGUGGGGUGGAACCUGGCCGCUGUUCAGGGAGUGAACCUUCUUCUAGUGAGAAGAAGAAGGUAUCCAAGGCCCCUAGCACUCCUGUGCCUCCCAGUCCAGCUCCUGCACCUGGACUCACCAAACGUGUGAAAAAGAGCAAACAGCCACUUCAGGUAACCAAGGAUCUUGGCCGCUGGAAGCCUGCAGAUGACCUCCUGCUCAUCAACGCUGUGUUACAGACCAAUGACCUGACUUCUGUCCAUCUGGGUGUGAAGUUCAGCUGCCGCUUUACUCUUCGGGAAGUCCAGGAGCGCUGGUACGCCCUGCUCUACGAUCCGGUCAUCUCCAAACUGGCUUGCCAGGCCAUGAGGCAGCUGCACCCUGAAGCCAUUGCAGCCAUACAAAGCAAAGCCCUCUUCAGCAAGACUGAGGAACAAUUGCUAAGUAAAGUGGGAUCGACCAGCCAACCCACCUUGGAGACCUUCCAGGACCUUCUACACAGACACCCUGAUGCCUUCUACCUGGCCCGGACUGCCAAGGCUCUGCAAGCCCACUGGCAGCUUAUGAAGCAGUAUUACUUGCUGGAGGACCAAACAGUGCAGCCACUGCCCAAGGGGGACCAAGUACUGAACUUCUCCGACGCAGAAGAUCUGAUAGAUGACAGUAAACUCAAGGAUAUGAGAGACGAGGUCCUGGAACAUGAGCUGACAGUGGCUGACCGGCGCCAGAAGCGAGAGAUUCGGCAGCUGGAGCAGGAACUGCAUAAGUGGCAGGUUCUGGUAGACAGCAUCACAGGCAUGAGCUCUCCAGACUUCGACAACCAGACGCUGGCAGUGCUGCGGGGCCGCAUGGUGCGGUACCUGAUGCGCUCCCGAGAGAUCACCCUGGGCAGAGCGACCAAGGAUAACCAGAUUGACGUGGACCUGUCUCUGGAGGGGCCAGCCUGGAAGAUCUCCCGGAAGCAAGGUGUGAUUAAACUGAAAAACAACGGUGAUUUUUUCAUUGCCAAUGAGGGCCGGCGGCCCAUCUACAUCGAUGGACGGCCUGUGCUGUGUGGCUCCAAAUGGCGCCUCAGCAACAACUCUGUGGUGGAGAUUGCCAGUCUACGAUUUGUCUUCCUCAUCAACCAGGACCUCAUUGCCCUCAUCCGGGCUGAGGCUGCCAAGAUCACACCACAGUGA